Populus trichocarpa (black cottonwood) is the source of this 1820-nucleotide messenger RNA. RefSeq names its product receptor-like protein 51. Bases 118 to 1467 code for a protein of 449 amino acids. The transcript has a single exon. Lineage: Eukaryota; Viridiplantae; Streptophyta; Magnoliopsida; Malpighiales; Salicaceae. Gene Ontology annotation, molecular function: protein binding. The record is from RefSeq and is a predicted model, not a curated record.
CCCUCACUUCCCAAGCUCUCACGUUUCACUUACAAACAACUAUCUGUACACGCUUUCUUACAUAGUUCACUCUCUCCGAGGCUCACUUCCCUCUGUCUCUCUCUCUCUCUCUCCACAAUGUCUCUCUCUGUCUCUCUCACCUCACUGCCACCAAAGCCACCGCUCUUCCUCCCUCUCCUCCUCCUCCUCCUCCUCCUCCUCACCACCACAGCUGAAGCUGCCACUGUCACCGCCAAUGCCACUCUACCACCCUCUCCCUCCCCUACGGCCUCCCCUACUCCACCCACCACCAAAACUCCCUCUCCUUCCAUUCACUCCACUUUGGACCCCAAACAACUCAGAGCCCUCCAAUCUUUAGACAUCCCAACAGCUAAAGACCCUUGCUCGCAACCCUCUCCUCACAACGCCACCAUUUGUGACUCUUCAUCCCCAUUCCGCCACCUAGUCUCACUUCACCUCUCCAACUGCUCCUCUGACCUCUCUCUCUCUUACACUGCCCUCAAAUCCCUCUCUACUCUACAAUCUCUCUCUUUCACCAAUUGUCCUGUUACUCCUAUUAGAUUCCCUCUAGAUCUUGCUCUCUCCCUCCGUUCUUUCACUUGCAUUCACUCUCUUAAACACCUCACUGGUGUUGGGCUCGCUCACUUUGUCAAUCUCACUGAUCUCACUGUAAGUAAUGUGCCAGUCAAUACUAGUGGUCUUUAUGUGGUUCUUGGUAAUAUGCAUAAGCUUAGGUCCGUUACUAUCUCCAAUGCUAAUGUCACCGGCUACAUACCAAAACAUCUGCUUUUCAAUCUUACCCACAUUGAUUUUUCAGGUAAUGGGCUUAAAGGAAGGAUACCCAGUUCCAUUACACUUCUUGAAAAUCUUGAAAGUCUCAAUCUUUCCUCUAAUGCACUUACUGGGGGAAUCCCCAGUAAUUUUGGUGACUUGAUUUCACUAAAGAAUGUAUCUUUAGGGUCCAAUUCCUUAUCUGGGGCGAUCCCGGAUUCAAUAUCAGCAAUACCUGAUUUAGCUCAUGUUGAUCUGAGUUCAAAUCAGUUGAAUGGGACAAUACCAAAGUUUUUUGCAGAAAUGAAGAAUUUGAGGUACUUGAAUCUUGGGAACAAUGAGUUUCAUGGUGUUUUGCCUUUCAAUCUUACUUUUAUGAAGAGAUUGGCUGUGUUCAAGGUUGGUGGAAAUAGCAAUUUGUGUUACAAUCAUACGAUUUUGUCUUCAAAAUUGAAGCUUGGAAUUGCUCCUUGUGAUAAGCAUGGAUUGCCAUUGUCACCACCUCCUGCAAAGGAUGAUUCAUCAGGAGAUGAUAGUGGGAGUGAUUCAUCAGAUUAUGAUGAUGAAAGUGAUGAUUCCAGCAGCAAGAAAGAGGGUCACCAUGGACCUAAUAAGGUUGUUCUUGGUGUGGCAAUUGCGCUAUCAUCCAUAGUUUUCCUAAUAGUAUUCCUUAUUCUUCUCAAAAGGUGUGGUUAAUUAGAAGGUAAUGUUGUUUGUUUAGAAUUUAGAGUAGAGAAAUGCUGAUUACUAGAAAUCAUUUCGAUUGUUUAAUUGGUUAUACACUUGAGCAUGAAGAAGAGUAGCUGUAAAGGCGAAAAAAGUGAAAAGGAGAGGGUGAAAUCAUUAUUUGGGGGGGUUAUUCUUCGCUGCUUUGAUCAUUGGAUGGAGAAAAGAGCAGUGAUUUCUAUUUUUUAUUUACUCUGAAUUUAGCCUUGUGGAUGAAUUAUUUCCAUUCUGUAGAGGGGAAAAAGUGGUCCAUUCUAAUGUUGUAUCAUGAACCCAAGAAUUAUUUUUUUCCCACUUUCGUUAAUUCGGCGCAUGUUUGAUCC